Messenger RNA from Morone saxatilis (striped sea-bass), 1272 nucleotides. It is a transcript of the gene prozb, whose product is annotated as protein Z, vitamin K-dependent plasma glycoprotein b. The record is from RefSeq and is a predicted model, not a curated record. Gene Ontology annotation, cellular component: extracellular region. Lineage: Eukaryota; Metazoa; Chordata; Actinopteri; Moronidae. The transcript is spliced from 8 exons. Gene Ontology annotation, biological process: proteolysis; blood coagulation. Gene Ontology annotation, molecular function: serine-type endopeptidase activity; calcium ion binding. The coding region runs from base 1 to 1272 and encodes 423 amino acids.
AUGGCGGUCAACAUCAUGUCGGCUCGCUGUCGAGCGUCCGUUCUGUUCCUCUACCUCCUCGGUUGCUUCCUUCAGGUCCUCGUCCAAGGAGAAGUGUUUCAGGCUCCGCAGGCCCAACACGUGUUCCUGCGCUCCAGACGGGCCAACACGUUCCUGGUGGAGGAGAUCCUGCAGGGGAACCUGGAGCGCGAGUGCUACGAGGAGCUGUGCAACUACGAGGAGGCCCGCGAGUACUUCGAAGACACCGCCAAGACGAUCGCCUUUUGGACCGUUUACUACGACGGGGACCAGUGCAAGCCGAACCCCUGCCUCCACGGAGGGAACUGCACUGACAAAGUGGGGGGGUACCACUGCUCCUGCGCCGCCCCCCACUACGGAACACUCUGUGAACUGGGAGCGCCUGGAGAUGGAGGACAGCCGCCCUCCUCGCCACAAGCAGGUUGGACCACACCCACAGAAAUCUCAGAGUGUCUGACUGAAGGUCCGACAGCUUGUCACCAGCUGUGCACGGCGUCCUUCCACAACUUCACCUGCUCCUGCAUGUCAGGAUUCAAACUACAGACGGACAGACGGAGCUGCCUGCCUGAAGUGGAGUUUCCCUGUGGAAGACUUCCUGACCAGUUCAACACGACUGCGUCAAUGUGUCACCAUGGAAACUGUCCCUGGCAGGUGUCCCUGCAGAACUUCGACGGGGUGGAGCUGUGUAGUGGCGUGGUGCUGGGUCGAUUCUCUGUCCUGACAGCCGCCCGCUGCCUCUCCCUGGACUCAGGAUCUGAUCCCCGACCCUCCAACUUCUACGUGGUCCCGGGCAACGAUAAGAUGCGCGUCCCUGUCCAGGCUCUUUACGUCCACAACCGUUUCCGUCCAGAUCACCACGACAACGACCUCGUCCUCCUCAAGCUGGCCCGUCCCUUGCACUUUAGCCCCGCCCUCAUCCACCUCUGCCUGCCCACCAAAGACUUCAGUGAAAACAUCCUGAUGCAUCCUGGGAGGAUGGGAAUCGCCGAGAGACGGGGGGUUAGUCGGACCCAAAAGCUGGUCUACAUGACGCUGGACGAGUGUCGCAGUCAGCUAAAUGUCUCGCAUCCGCUCAGCAACAAAAUGUUCUGCAUGAGGAGCCCAAAUGGACCUUUGGGGAACCAAAAUAGAGUCCAGAGGAGCCUGAAUGGACAUUUAGGGAACCAAAAUGGAGCCCAAGGAAUGCAGAAUCCAUCUUUAGGGAACCAAAAUGACCCCGGGGCCACCAAUCCGAUCUUUAGGGAACCAAAAUGA